This is a messenger RNA of Paramormyrops kingsleyae, 1398 nucleotides long. Its product is annotated as GTPase IMAP family member 7-like. NCBI's taxonomy places the organism in Eukaryota, Metazoa, Chordata, Actinopteri, Osteoglossiformes, Mormyridae. The record is from RefSeq and is a predicted model, not a curated record. Gene Ontology annotation, molecular function: GTP binding.
GGGAGUUACUGUUAGACGGUAUAUGAAAAUAUCUUUGUAAGGCCUGGCAGACCUCUCCAGCAGCAGACUAUGAGCUGUCUUCAGGGGAAAAUGGCUCUGACGAUAAACAAAGCUGGAGGUGAAACUUCUGGAGAAGAAGGACCUCAGCACCACUUUGACUGCCCCCAAAUGAGGAUUGUCCUGCUGGGUAAAACAGGUGUGGGGAAAAGCGCAGUUGGCAACACCAUCCUGGGCAGGAAACAGUUUGAAUCUGCACUCAGAAGUGCUUCAGUCACCAGUCAGUGUCAAAAGGAAGAUGCCAUAGUAUGUGACAGACCCAUUUCUGUUAUCGAUACCCCAGGCCUGUUUGACACUGAGCAGCCCAACAACGAAAUCCAGAAAGAGAUAGUGAAAUGUAUCCAGGUCUCCUGCCCAGGGCCACAUGCUUUCCUGUUGGUGAUGCAACUGAACAGAUUCACAAAGGAGGAGAAGGUGUGUGUUGAAGCUCUGCAGAAGAUCUUUGGCGAAGAAGCAAACAAUUUUAUGAUCAUCCUGUUCACUCGUGGAGAUGACCUACAAAGGCUGACCAUUCGUGACUUUGUCAGGCAUGCUCACCCAGACCUGAGGGGGGUGAUCAAGAAGUGUGGGGGCAGAUACUGUGUCUUUAACAACAAGAAACCUUCCAACAGGGAGCAAGUGAAAAUACUGUUGGAUAUGAUUGACCAAAUGAUGGCCCUGAAUGGAGACAGCUUUUAUACCCAGGAGAUGUACGAGGAGGCAGAGGCAAAGAUCAGAGAGAAGGAGGAGGAGAUCAAAGAAGCAGCCCUAGAGAAGAAAAGACUCCACCGAGAAAAAAUAGUGAAAAAGAGAUUGGAGAGAGCAGAAAAACUUGCAGUAGAGCUGAGAGAAGCACUGGACAUGGAGAUUGAAAAACGGUUGGGUGUAAUCAAGAUGGAAUACGAGCAGGAGCUGAGGGAAGCUAGAAGAAAGGCAGAGGAGUCUGAUCUCCAGAUGGGUUUCGUAGAGAACCUCAAGGUGAAUGUUUUCAAGGCUUUUGGGAUUGUAAAGAAAUAAAGUUACUGAUGCCUUGUAGGAUGGCUAGAUGAACACCGCUUCAGGUCCCAAAGCUCUCCUCAGGGGCACCUCCGCCAUUCCAUGUAUUUCUUAAAUUUCACCAUCAGCUUAUUGAAUUCUUUAAUUUAAUUAGUUAAAAGUCAAUGAGGUUAUCAUUAGCCAUAAGGGGGUGAGUUAGUAGUCAAGUCAAAAAAUACAUAUUUGUAUUGUAUGGUUGCUGCAAAUACUGUGGUGAUUUUAUGAGAGGUUUCAUUAUGAGAGGUUUCAUUUUCAUUUAUAGUUGUUUUAUAAUAUGCAGUUUAAAAUCAUAUAUAAAGCAUUUAUUGAGAUUACCAGGAUUUAAUA